Molecule: messenger RNA, 678 nt
Organism: Scedosporium apiospermum
Lineage: Eukaryota; Fungi; Ascomycota; Sordariomycetes; Microascales; Microascaceae
Product: putative phosphoribosylglycinamide formyltransferase protein
Exons: 3
Coding region: 1-678 (225 amino acids)
Biological process (GO): 'de novo' IMP biosynthetic process
Cellular component (GO): cytoplasm
Molecular function (GO): phosphoribosylglycinamide formyltransferase activity
Source: RefSeq, a predicted model, not a curated record
AUGACCGACCAGAAGCAAUCGCCGUGCCGAAUCCUCGUGAUGGCCUCCGGCAAUGGCUCCAACUUUCAGGCUUUGAUCAAUGCAGUCGCGUCUGGUGUAAUCCCUAACAGCAAGAUUGUCCGUCUUAUUGUAAACCGCUCAAAGGCAUAUGCUACGACGAGGGCGGACCAGGCUGGCAUUCCCUGGGAAUACUUCAACCUGAUUAGCAACGGGUUUCUGCCCAAGGGAGAGAAGGAUGAGGCCAAGGUAGCUGAGGCGCGUGCGAAGUACGACGCCGCAUUGGCAACAAAGGUGCUAGAGCUCGAGGAGAGGCCAGAGCUCAUCGUUCUCGCUGGGUGGAUGCACGUCUUCUCAGCUCCCUUCCUAGAGCCGGUAGAAAAGCUUGGUUUGAAAGUAAUUAAUUUACACCCAGCGUUACCAGGUGCGUAUGAUGGAGCGGGGGCGAUAGAGCGCGCCUUCAGCGACUUCAAGGCCGGAAAGGCCACUCGCACUGGUAUCAUGGUGCAUUACGUUAUCCUCAAGGUUGACAGGGGAGACCCGAUUAUGGUGCAAGAAAUCGAGUGGAAGGGAGAGGACCUCCCCCAGCUGGAGGAGAGGAUACACUCUUAUGAGCACGAAUUGAUUGUGAAGGCCACAGCAAAAGUUGUUGGAGAGAUUCUGGAGGCGCGCGGGCAAUGA